Messenger RNA from Vicia faba (fava bean), 504 nucleotides. The record is from the annotation of a GenBank genome assembly. NCBI's taxonomy places the organism in Eukaryota, Viridiplantae, Streptophyta, Magnoliopsida, Fabales, Fabaceae.
AUGUCUUCCUCCUCUGUCGUUCCUAAAGACGCGGGUGACUUCGUCUCUAUUUACACUUCGAGGAACAAAUUCGUGUCUUUCUGGAAGGAUGGGUGUCUCUUCCUUAGAGGAUGGGGAUCAGGUUAUCCUGGAGACUUGUGUACCCUAAGAGAGGAGAUCCUCGGGGUGAUUAGUAUCACCCAUUCUCAAUUAUUCCCAAACAACUGGGGUUACAUUAUGGAUUUCAAGAUGGUUUGUGAGAAGCUUAACAUCAACAUGAUUGUUUGGGUUUUUUCGCUUUUUUUGUUACCAAGCCAGCGAAAGGUAGUUGGGAGACCCUGGGAAACCGACAGCCCAAGGGAGGCGGAGCCCAUUGGGGGUGCGAAUCUUACGUACUGGUUGAAUGAUGUUAAUCCUGACCUCCUUCGCGUAAAAGGCCUGCACCUCCCUUUUUCCAAAGAGUUUUCUGCUGCGUACCGAUCCCUUUAUUCACAAUCUUCAUCGGCUAUCAUGAAUAUGAAAUAG